Messenger RNA from Cetraspora pellucida, 624 nucleotides. NCBI's taxonomy places the organism in Eukaryota, Fungi, Glomeromycota, Glomeromycetes, Diversisporales, Gigasporaceae. The record is from the annotation of a GenBank genome assembly.
AUGGAGUUUUCAGAUUAUACGGAUUAUAAUAAAUUUGAAUAUAAUGAUCCUGACAAAGAAUAUGAGCUUCUUGACGAUGAAAACUAUUCUACAUCUUCAACAAUUCCAGCAAAUAAUAAUGGACAAAAUUAUGAGGAGUUACGAAAGGAUAUAAAAUUGGGAUGUUUAACUAAACCGCCAAACAUUGUAAACUUAGAACCUGGUGGUAAUCCUAAUAAUACAGAGAAUAUUCAUACGGCAGCUAGAAGGUAUUAUAAUGAUAUUAGUAUGGUAAUUACGAUUAUCAGCUUCAAAAUCUUUAUGCCUUUGCGCCACUUUUUCCGGAAUAAUUAUGCACAAUCAAUUACCCAUUUUAUAUCAACUGUUGGAAAGGAUGUAGGUUUGCAGAAUAUAAUUCGACAUGUUAGUUCUGUUAACCUUACACGCCCCGGCCACUAUUUCGCCUUCGAUGAGGAAUUAGAACGGUUUGGUGUGAUGUACGUUAAACAAAAUAUUGGAUCAGCAAAGCAAUCUAUAGAUGAACUAAAAUUACAAAUAAUGUCAAUACAGGCAGAACGUGAUCGUUUAAACUUCUUAGUGAAUAUGUUGGCGACAGUUCUUCAACAUCAACAAACCGCAAUAUAA